AUGGACACUGAGCUCAACACGGAAACGGCUGGCGCUGGACCCUCGAGAACAUUUAUUCGAGAAGGCCAUUCUGUCCUUUUCCUUCUACCUAGUGGUGAAUACAAAAGCGUAAAGCUCGGAAAGAAUUCGACAACUUCUUUCGGAAAGUAUGGGUCCUUCAACUCGAGUGCACUCAUGGGACAACCCUAUGGCUUGUCAUAUGAAAUAAUCGACAAGAAGUUAAAAAUCCUUCCUCCGAAAUCCAUGAAUGAACUUGAGGAUACGGACGCCACGAAUGAGUACAUUAACGAUGGGAACGUCGUCCAGCCUUUGACCUCUUUGGAGAUUGAAGCCUUGAAAAAAUCGGGCGUGCAUGCAUCAGAAAUAAUCAAGCGGCAAAUUGAACAACAUGCAAGCUAUACUCUCAAGACAGAAUUUAGCAAGGAAAAGUACAAGAAGCGGAAGGAGGCAAAGUUUGCCAAGACCUUCACAACGAUUGAACCGACAUUGCACAAUGUCUGUGACUAUUGGUUCAAUAAAGAUAGGAGCCGCAUUAGGGAGAUCCGACCUGAUACGCUCGCACAAAUGCUGAACUACGCAGGCGUUAGACCUAGUGGCAGGUAUCUGGUUGUAGAUGAGGCGUCUGGUUUGUUGGUGUCUGCAGUGCUAGAGCGAUUAGGAGGCGAAGGAAAGAUUCUCACAAUUUGUGAUACUGAAUCACCGCCAGCAUACCCAAUUAUGACACACAUGAACUUCGAUGAAGAUAUGGUUAACUCGACGCUUUCGUCGCUCAAUUGGGCAACAGCCGAUGAAGAGUAUAAACCCAGUAGGUGCGAUGAUAUAGCACCCUCAGAAAUCGAGUCUCAUGCGUCCACAGUCGUUCCGCCAUCAGAACCAGAAACGGGAGUCUACAGAUCAGAACGACAAAAAAGUCGUCUGAACAAGAGGAAGAAAGUUGUCGGAAAUCUUUACAACACCAGGAAUGAACUAUUCUCAGGUGAAUUCGAUGGGCUUCUCAUUGCAAGUGAAUAUGAACCUUUCUCUAUCGUGGAAAAGCUAUGUCCCUACCUAGCUGGUUCCGCAUCUAUUGUGGUUCACAGCCCACAUAUCCAGGUAUUGUCCGAAGUGCAGGCACAAAUGAAGCCACUUCCCGAGUAUCUCAGCCCAUCGAUAACAGAAGGCUGGCUUCGUCAAUACCAGGUUCUCCCAGGUCGUACUCACCCUGUAAUGACGGCCACAGGGUCUGGUGGUUAUAUCCUGCAUACUAUUCGAAUACACGAUGACCCUGAUGCCAACGCUGUCCCGAUAAUAAGGACCAAGAACAAAAAACGAAAGGCAGGUUCAAGUACCCCCACACCCAUGCCAGAGGACGUGUCACAAAAAUCUGGUAUGGAUUCUGGAGAUCUAUGAUGUUGCUCAAGUUUCUUUUGUAUAUAAUAAGACGAACGUCUAGUAGAAAUUACAGUAGAAU
Fomitiporia mediterranea MF3/22 is the source of this 1450-nucleotide messenger RNA. RefSeq names its product Gcd10p-domain-containing protein. Gene Ontology annotation, biological process: tRNA methylation. The transcript is spliced from 10 exons. Bases 1 to 1389 code for a protein of 462 amino acids. The record is from RefSeq and is a predicted model, not a curated record. Gene Ontology annotation, cellular component: tRNA (m1A) methyltransferase complex; nucleus. NCBI's taxonomy places the organism in Eukaryota, Fungi, Basidiomycota, Agaricomycetes, Hymenochaetales, Hymenochaetaceae.